Molecule: messenger RNA, 2660 nt
Organism: Stomoxys calcitrans (stable fly)
Lineage: Eukaryota; Metazoa; Arthropoda; Insecta; Diptera; Muscidae
Gene: polo
Product: serine/threonine-protein kinase polo
Exons: 6
Coding region: 401-2131 (576 amino acids)
Biological process (GO): regulation of cytokinesis; mitotic cell cycle; protein phosphorylation
Cellular component (GO): centrosome; cytoplasm; spindle pole
Molecular function (GO): protein binding; protein serine/threonine kinase activity; ATP binding
Source: RefSeq, a predicted model, not a curated record
UGGAGAAGCUGGGAGCUGCAUUAUUUUGCUGCAAAGGAAAAACGAAUAAAUAAAACUUGUUCGUCACCGGCAGCAGAUAGGAAUUUACCAGGCCAAUAAAAAACAGAUAUCUUCGCUUCCUUACUCCUUUUCAUUGGCAGUGUGUGAAACAUGUUUGUUAUUUCUGUUUUCACGUGUUAAGUUAAUAUUUUGUUCGUGUAUUUUUGAUUCGAGGUUGUAUUAAAAAUUUUGUUCACAUAAGUGACAAGGCAGGCUGGCAAAUACAAUACAUAUCAUUGUUUUUUUUUUGUCAAACAAACGAAAAUUCUAUAAAUUAUUCCUUGCUAUUUCUCGUUAAUUGUAAUUUGUAAGAAGCAACGAUAAUAUUAAAAACUAAUCAACUUAACAUUCUGCUUUAAAAAUGGCUGCAAAAGUCGAUGACAAGACCUCUGAUAUACCAGAGCGACUUUAUGACUCCACCAACAACAAAACAUACAAAAGGAUGCGAUUUUUUGGAAAGGGAGGAUUUGCAAAAUGUUAUGAAAUUAUAGAUGUGGUCACAAAUGAUGUGUACGCUGGCAAAAUAGUUUCCAAGAAACUAAUGAUGAAGCACAAUCAGAAGGAAAAAAUGACCCAAGAGAUCACCAUACACCGCAGCCUUAAUCAUACAAAUAUUGUCAAGUUUCAUGGAUUUUUUGAAGACAAUUUCAAUAUCUACAUAGUAUUGGAAUUGUGCAAGAAGAGGUCCAUGAUGGAAUUGCAUAAGCGCCGAAAGACCAUCACUGAAUAUGAAUGUCGCUACUAUAUCUAUCAGAUUAUACAGGGUGUCAAAUAUUUGCAUGAUAAUCGCAUUAUACAUAGGGACUUGAAACUUGGAAAUUUGUUUCUCAACGAUAUGUUGCAUGUGAAAAUUGGAGACUUUGGUCUGGCCACACGCAUUGAGUAUGAGGGAGAACGUAAAAAGACUUUGUGUGGCACCCCCAAUUAUAUAGCCCCCGAAAUCCUUACGAAAAAAGGGCAUUCCUAUGAGGUGGAUAUUUGGUCAAUUGGGUGUGUUAUGUACACCUUGCUAGUGGGUCAGCCACCAUUUGAAACUAAGACUUUGAAAGACACUUACUCGAAAAUCAAAAAGUGUGAUUAUCGUGUUCCCAGCUAUUUGCGCAAAUCAGCCGCUGAUAUGGUGAUUUCGAUGUUGCAAUCGAAUCCUGAAAGUCGUCCCACCAUAGGAGAACUAUUAAACUUUGAGUUUUUAAGCAGCUCACCGGUGCCUAUGUUUUUGCCCAGUUCUUGCCUUACCAUGGCACCACGUUUGGAGCUCAACGAGACCAUGGAUCAUGAGAAUGCCCAUCGUAAGCCUUUAACUGAAUUGAAUGGCAUUAAAGAUGAUACUCGCCUGGAAUCGACAUUCCUUAAAAAUAAUCUACAUGAUGCCAUAACCGCAUCGGCUCAAGUUUGUCGGCACAAUGAGGAUUACCGCAGCGAUAUUGAGAGUCUAUAUCAACAGCUGACUAAUCUUAUCAAUGCCAAGCCACGUCUUUUGCAAGGUAAUUUGGGUGAUGAAAACACCGAUCCCGCUGCCCAACCUUUGUUUUGGAUCUCAAAAUGGGUGGACUAUAGUGAUAAAUAUGGUUUCGGCUAUCAAUUGUGUGACGAAGGCAUUGGUGUUAUGUUCAACGACACUACUAAACUUAUACUAUUACCAAAUCAAAUUAAUGUACAUUUCAUCGAUAAGGAUGGCAAGGAAUCUUAUAUGACCACCACUGACUAUUCAAAAGCUUUGGAUAAGAAAAUGAAAUUGCUCUCAUAUUUCAAACGUUACAUGACUGAACAUUUGGUCAAGGCCGGAGCCAACAAUGUUAAUUUUGAGUCAGACCAAAUUUCCCGCAUGCCUCAUUUACAUUCCUGGUUUAGAACCACCUGUGCCGUUGUAAUGCAUUUAACAAAUGGCACUGUGCAGCUUAAUUUCUCCGACCACAUGAAGAUCAUUCUGUGUCCGCGCAUGAGUGCCAUAACCUACAUGGAUCAUGAAAAAAAUUUCCGUACUUAUCGUUUCUCAACCAUACUUCAGCACGGCUGCUCGAAAGAUUUAUAUCAAAAGAUGCGUUAUGCCCACGAGAAACUUAGUAAAAUGCUUGAGAAGAUGUUCUUUUAGAUAGCCGCCUUCCUUUUUUAAAUUUUUAUAAAAGGUGAUGUGCAUUUGCAGUAUUUUGUUGUUUUUUUUUCUUAUAAUUUUCUGUUGAAACGAAUGGAGUACUAUUUUCGCUUUCUGAAAAAUAUCUCUUUAAAAAAUAUCUCUUUCUGAAAAAUAUCUUUUUAUACUUAUAAUUUUAUAUAUAUAUUUCUAAACUUUUUAUUUUUUUAUGUUUGUGCCGUUAUUUAUGGUAGCUGUUGCCUUUUCAUGUUGUACUCCAUUCAAUUUAUUUUAGUGCAUCACCCUCAUGUUUUAUAUAUAAAGAAUUGAAGCAUAAUUUGCAAGGUUUUACUUCUCUAAAGCCACACCUUAAUAUUCAUACUGUUUUUACGAAAAGGGAAAAGUUAUUUUUUUUAAUCUUCGUAAUUUUUAUUGUACAAUGUCUGGCCUAGUUUAUUUUAUGAUCAUCUUAUAUAUAUAAAAUUCACAUUAUCAUAUGUAUUUUGUAGUUUCCAAGCCAUUUAAAUAAAUCUUUCGCUCGCCCAUAAAU